AUGCAUAUUCCCAGCUUGAGAAUCCAACAAAUAUGUCUCGGAAAAAGUACUCAGGAGGCAGUGAAAACGCCAGCCGAGGUGGGACAUCUCGCGAGCAUGCGAGAUUGCGAGACAUACAGGACAAGGAUGCUACAAUCCAUACCACCUUCAAUAUGGCCUGAAGGCUCUGUCACAUCAUACUCUCACCCAAUGCUGGUCAGUGCUGGCAAUCACAUUAAUCAGAUCAAAGACCUUCAAGAGGCACUUACUGCAGCAAUCGUGAGCAUUGUUGAGCGAUGGUGGGAACCUAAGGCAAAUUUUCCGAGCCGGAUGCCGCUUGAGCCCUACGAAGAGGAUCUUCUGAUAUGGAUGGCAAAACUGCCAAUGGGAAUGAUUCCCCCAUUUCAUCAGUGUCUAGGAUCCUGGAGGCCCGACUUUCUAAUUGAAAAUGUGCCAAAUCAUUCCAAUCCUUAUGAGAGUUGCGUGAGAUUUCGCAUUUGCGAGAUCAAUGCUCGUUUCUGUUGGAAUGGAUUCCUACAUACUGCUUAUGGUCAACAGGCUUUCCAUGAUAUGGGUGCUGGGGAAAAUGGGUUCCAGGGAGCUGCACACUGCGAAGAAGUUAGUUUGACAGAAUCAAUCCUCUCAUCGCUACCCGCGAAUAUUCUCACUGGGAUAUUCAGUCUAUUCGAUACAUCCAAGACUCUUCAUUUUCUUAAGGGGAAAGAGGAAGGGAUCGACAUUGGAAUGUUGGCAUGGCUUGUGGAGCAGCGGACGGGCAUAUCUCCUCGAUUCAUCAGACCAGAAGACCUGCGCUUAGUUCCCUCUAUGAGAGGGCAUCUCGGUCAAACACUGUGUUGUGUGAUAUCCGACGAUGCAAAAGCGCCAACAACAUCAUCUAUAUUCCAUUCAAAUGGGGAGCGACUGGAGGAAAUUCACCAAGUGAAUAUUGAACUUCACCAAAGUGAGCUGCGUGCGAUGCCGACUGAUAUUCUCCGUCACCUUUCAUUGCGGUGUUUCAAUGACAUGCGCACUAUUUUUCUUGUUCAUGAUAAGCGAAUGUUAGGACUUGUUCUUCAGGAGCUGGAUUCACUUGUUUAUCAACAGAAAGUCCUAACGCCAGCCCAAGCCGAGAUUCUCCGAGAGGGCAUUUCGCCGACCUUCCUACCCGGCUCAGCCGAGUUGAAUCAGUUGAUCACAAUCUCUCGCAUAUUUCCAAAUAUCAGAAAUCGAUUCAUUCUGAAACCAAUCAGGAGUGGGAAGGGUGCGGGAAUACUCUUCGGUGAUGAACUAUCCCCGGAAGAUUGGCAAGAAAAGAUACAAGGUUGCCGUUGCCCAGUGAUCUCACCAAAUAGUACCUCAUAUAUCGUUCAGCGGAGUAUUCCGCAGCCUGUAUAUGAUGUGGUUUCAGGGGAAAACUGCAAGAGUAAGCCGGCCCGUCUGGUGGGCACUUAUUUCGUCAUAAACGGUCGGUACUGUGGUCUAGGAUUAUGGCGUGCCAGUCGAGCUCGCAUCUGCGCCGUUUCUCAGGGGGCAUCUUGGAUGUGUUCUGUUUUCCAGAACUCAAAGGAGAUUGAACAAAGCUUCAUAUGA
This is a messenger RNA of Penicillium verhagenii, 1569 nucleotides long. RefSeq lists its product as uncharacterized. NCBI's taxonomy places the organism in Eukaryota, Fungi, Ascomycota, Eurotiomycetes, Eurotiales, Aspergillaceae. The transcript is spliced from 3 exons. The coding region runs from base 1 to 1569 and encodes 522 amino acids. The record is from RefSeq and is a predicted model, not a curated record.